AUGUACCAAAACCAUCCUUUGUUCCGGCUCUCCCAUCAACGGCUCAGGUGCGUGGUCAUGAUAGCCGUUGACUGCAGCUGCCAACUCGGUUACCACAUCUGCAUCGUCGAAACGUGCGCCAUCGUCUGCCUGCAGCUCGUGGACGUCGUGGACGUCAUGUACAUCAUGGACUUCGUGAACCUCGUGCUGAACGUCGUGAACAUUGUGCGGAUCGUGCAGCUCAUGAGCGUCUUGCAGGUCGGUAACAUCGGUUACGUCUGCCACGCCCUGUGCCGCUUGCAGCUCGUGGACCGCGUGAACAUCGUGGACAUCGGGCAAAUCAUGGGUUUCAUGAACUUCGUGAUGUUCGUGAACGUCAUGAGCUUCGUGGACGUUAUGGCUUUCAUGGACAUCGUGAACCUCGUGAACGCCCUGCAGGUCCGUCAUAUCGUGCGUGUCGCCGAUGGGCGGAUAGCUGCCAUCGUGUAUGAAGUUCCGGGGUUCGUAUGCCACACUCAUUUUGAAAAUGAGGAAGCUCCAAUGUAA
Molecule: messenger RNA, 525 nt
Organism: Pyricularia pennisetigena
Lineage: Eukaryota; Fungi; Ascomycota; Sordariomycetes; Magnaporthales; Pyriculariaceae
Exons: 1
Coding region: 1-525 (174 amino acids)
Source: RefSeq, a predicted model, not a curated record